AUGAUUGCUAGCCGCCUGAUACCCCGAAGUGCCAUCCGCGCGCUGCCCAGCAGGCAAUUGACUCUGUCACGAUGGAGUCGAGGAUUUGCCUCUGCUUCUGAGGAGAAGGACCUGGUCAUCAUCGGUGGUGGUGUUGCCGGAUAUGUGGCCGCCAUCAAGGCCGGACAGGAGGGCCUGAAGGUGGCCUGCAUUGAGAAGCGUGGAACCCUCGGCGGUACCUGCUUGAACGUUGGCUGCAUUCCCUCAAAAUCUCUGCUCAACAACUCCCACCUGUACCACCAGAUUCUCCAUGACUCAAAAAACCGCGGUAUCGAGGUCGGAGAGGUCAAGCUCAACCUCGAGACUUUCAUGAAGGCCAAGGAAACCGCCGUCACCGGCCUGACCAAGGGUGUUGAGUUCCUCCUGAAGAAGAACGGCGCCGAGUACAUCAAGGGCACUGGCUCCUUCAUCAACGAGAACGAAAUCAAGGUCGAACUCAACGACGGCGGCGAGUCCGUCAUCCGCGGCAAGAACAUUCUCAUCGCCACCGGCUCUGAAGCUACUCCCUUCCCCGGCCUCACCAUCGACGAGCAGCGCGUCGUCACCAGCACCGGCGCUAUUGCCCUGCAAAAGGUCCCAGAGACAAUGACCGUCAUCGGUGGUGGUAUCAUUGGUCUUGAGAUGGCUUCCGUUUGGUCACGUCUGGGAGCCAAGGUCACCGUUGUCGAGUUCCUCGGCCAGAUCGGUGGACCCGGUAUGGACACCGAGAUCUCCAAGGCCACCCAGCGAAUCCUCAAGAAGCAGGGCAUCGAGUUCAAGCUCAACACCAAGGUCGUCAGCGGCGACACCAGCAGCGAGCUCGUCAAGCUCGACGUCGAUGCUGCCAAGGGCGGCAAGCCUGAGAGCAUUGAUUCUGAGGUCGUUUUGGUCGCUAUUGGACGAAGACCCUACACUCAGGGUCUGGGCCUGGAGAACAUUGGCCUCGAGACGGAUGAGCGCGGUCGUGUUAUCAUCGACUCGGAGUACCGAACCAAGAUCCCCCACAUCCGCUGCAUUGGUGACGUUACCUUUGGACCCAUGCUUGCCCACAAGGCCGAGGAGGAGGCUGUUGCCGUCGUCGAGUACAUCGCAAAGGGCCACGGCCACGUCAACUACGGAUGCAUCCCGUCCGUCAUGUACACCCACCCUGAGGUCGCUUGGGUUGGCCAGUCGGAGCAGGACCUUAAGGCCCAGAACAUCCCCUACAAGAUCGGCACUUUCCCCUUCAGCGCCAACUCCCGAGCCAAGACCAACCUCGACUCCGAGGGUCUCGUCAAGAUCCUCGCCGAUCCCGAGACUGAUCGCCUGCUCGGCGCCCACAUUGUUGGACCUGGCGCUGGUGAGAUGAUUGCUGAGGCUACCCUGGCCCUGGAGUACGGCGCAUCCAGCGAGGACAUUGCCCGAACCUGCCACGCCCACCCCACGCUCGCCGAGGCUUUCAAGGAGGCUGCCAUGGCCACCUAUGACAAGGCCAUCCACUUCUAA
Trichoderma breve is the source of this 1503-nucleotide messenger RNA. RefSeq names its product pyridine nucleotide-disulfide oxidoreductase domain-containing protein. Gene Ontology annotation, cellular component: mitochondrion; oxoglutarate dehydrogenase complex. The record is from RefSeq and is a predicted model, not a curated record. The transcript is spliced from 5 exons. NCBI's taxonomy places the organism in Eukaryota, Fungi, Ascomycota, Sordariomycetes, Hypocreales, Hypocreaceae. The coding region runs from base 1 to 1503 and encodes 500 amino acids. Gene Ontology annotation, molecular function: dihydrolipoyl dehydrogenase (NADH) activity; flavin adenine dinucleotide binding.